Molecule: messenger RNA, 14363 nt
Organism: Castor canadensis (American beaver)
Lineage: Eukaryota; Metazoa; Chordata; Mammalia; Rodentia; Castoridae
Source: RefSeq, a predicted model, not a curated record
AAGAAACAACAAAAAUUUUACAAAAACAAAAGGACAGCAUGACAAAAGAGAUGACCAUAACAAUGGGAGGGAUGGAGGAUGCCACCAAAGAAGACAAGUUCAAAAUGCCAAAGCUCAGCACACCCUCUCUCGGGGUGUUGGCCCCUGGAAAGAGCAUGGGCUCACUGGAGGUGUUGGCCCCAAAGGUCCAGGAAGACAUAAGCCAGCCCUCAAUCCCAGGUGACCACAAGACCAAGGACUUCAGUUUUGAGCUCCCUUCUGCUGACCUGGAGGUCAAGGCUGGCCAAGUGAACGUGAAGAUCCAAGAGGGCCAGCUGCCCGAGGGAGAACUGGAAGGCCAGGCUGCUGGAGAGAGCCUAAAAGGCCUCCUGCCCAAGGUGCAGAUGCCCAGCCUCAAGAUUCCCACAGUGGACAUCAAGGGCACCAAGGAGGAUCAGAAAGGCACCAAAGGCGAGGAUAGCCCCAAUGUGGGUGCCAGCCUGGAGGUGGACAUCCAAGCUCCCGGAGCCAAGCUGGAGGGGAACCUGGCCCUGGCAGACAAGGACAUGGCUGCCAAAGACAGCAAGUUCAAAAUGCCCAAGUUCAAGAUGCCCUCAUUCGGGGUGUCGAAACCUGGUAAGGGCAUGGAGACCUCACUGGAGGUGUCAGCCCCCAAGGUCAAGGCGGACGUGGCCCUGCCCUCCAUCCAGAGUGAUCUCAAGACCACUGACAUCAGUGUGGAGUUCCCUUCUACUGACCUGGUAGUCGAGGCUGGCAAGGUGGACGUGAAGCUCCCAGAGGGCCAACUGCCCAAGAGAGAGAUGGCAGGCCAGGCUGCAGGAACCACCCUGAAAGACCACUUGCCCAAGGUGCAUCAGAGCAUCAAGAUGCCCAAAGUUGACCUCAAGGGCCCCCAGGUGGAAAUCAAGGGACCCAAUGUGGUCAUGAAAGGCCCCAAGGGCAAGGUGAACAAACCUGAGCUAGACGUGCCCAGCCUGGAGAUGGAUGUCCAGGCUCCCGGAGCCAGGCUGGAGGGGGACCUGGCCAUGGAAGACAAGGACCUGGCCGCCAAAGACAGCAAGUUCAAAAUGCCCAAGUUCAAGAUGCCCUCCUUUGGGGUGUCCGCCCCCGGAAAGAGCAUGGAGGCCUCAAUGGAGGUGUCGGCCCCCAAGGUCCAGGCAGAUGUGGCCCUGCCCUCCAUCCAGGGUGACCUCAAGAUCACCGACACUAGAGUUGAACUCCCUUCUGCUGACCUGGAGUUCAAGACUGGCCAAGAGGAUGUUAAACUCCCGGAGGGCCAGAGGCCUGAGGGAGAGCUGACCAGUCAGGCUGCUGGAGCUGGCCUGAAAGGCCACCUGCCCAAGGUGCAGAUGCCCAGCCUAAAGACACCUAAAGUGGACAUCAAGGGCCCAAAGCUGGACGUGAAAGGCCCCAAGGGCAAGGUGAGCGCAUCUGAGCGGGACAUGUCCAGCCUGGAUGUGGACAUUCAAGUCCCUGGAGACAACCUGAAGGGGGACCUGGCCCAGGCAGACAAGGACAUGGCCACCAAAGACAGGAAAUUCAAAAUGCCCAAGUUCAAGAUGCCCUCCUUCGGGGUGUUGGCCCCUGGCAAGGACAUGGAGGCCUCGCUGGAGGUGUCAGCCCAAAAGGUCCAGGCAGAUGUGGUCCUGCCCUCCAUCCAGGGUGAUCUCAAGAUCACCGACACUAGCGUUGAACUCCCUUCUGCUGAACUAGAGGUCAAGGAUGGCCAGGUGGACGUGAGGCUCCCAGAGGGCCAGCUGCCCCAGGGUGAACUGGCUGAGCACACUGCUGGAAAAGAUCUGAAAGGGCACCUGCCCAAGUUGCAGAUACUUGGCCUCAAGAUGCCCAAAGUGGAGAUCAAGGGUCCCCAGGUGGAUAUCAAGGGAUCCAAGGUAGACAUGAAUAGCCCCAAAGGCAAGGUGAGCACCCCUGAACUGGAGGUGGACAUCCAGGCUCCAAGAGCCAAGCCACAGAUGGACCAGGCACUGGCAGACAAGGACAUGGCCGCCAAAGACAGCAAGUUCAAAAGGCCCAAGUUCAAGAUGCCCUCAUUUGGGGUGCCGGCCCCUGGCAAGGACAUGGAGGCCUCGCUGGAGAUAUCAGCCCCAAUGAUCCAGGCAGAUGUGGCCUUGCCCUCCAUCCAGGGUGAUCUCAAGAUCACCGACACUAGCGUUGAACUCCCUUCUGCUGACCUAGAGGUCCAGGAUAGCCAGGUGGACAUGAGGCUCCCAGAGGGUCAGCUGCUCCAGGGUGAACUGGCUGAGCACGCUGCUGGAGCUGGCCUGAAAGGGCACCUGCCCAAGUUGCAGAUACCCGGCAUCAAGAUGCCCAAAGUAGAGAUCAUGGGUCCCAGUGGACAUCAAGGGAUCAAGGUAGACAUGAAAAGCCCCAAGGGAAAGGUGAUCACCCCUGAACUGGAAGUGGAUAUCCAGGCUCCCGGAGCCAAGCUGGAGAUGGACCAGGCACUGGCAGAAAAAGAUGUGGCCACCAAAGACAGCAAGUUCAAAAUGCCCAAGUUCAAGAUGCCCUCUUUCGUGCCGGCCCCGGGCAAGACCAUGGAGGCCUUGCUGGAUGUGUCGGCCCCCAAGAUCCAAGAGGAUGUGCCCCUGCCAUCCAUUCAAGCUGAGCUAAAGACCACUGACGUCAGCCUUGCUCCCUCUGCUGGGCUAGACAUCAAGACUGGCCAGGAGGAUGUUAAACUCCCAGAGGGCCAACUGCCCGAGGGAGAGCUGGUUGGCCAGGCUACUGGAGCUGGCCUAAAAGGCCACCUGCCCAAGGUGCAGAUGCCCAGCCUCAAGAUUUCUAAAGUGGACCUCAAGGGACCCCAGGUAGACAUCAAAGGACCCAAGGUGGACAUCAAGGGAUCCAAGGUAGACAUGAAAGGCCCCACUGGUGAAGUGAGCACCCCUAAACUGGAGGUGGACAUCCAGGUGCCCAGAGCCAAGCUGGAGGGGGACCUGGCCCUGGCAGAAAAGGACCUGGCUGCCAAAGACAGCAAGUUCAAAAUGCCCAAGUUCAAGAUGCCCUCUUUUGGGGUAUCAGCCCCCGGCAAGGGCAUGGAGGCCUCAGUGGAGGUGUCGGCCCCCAAGAUCCAAGAGGAUGUGCCCCUGCCCUCCAUCCAAGCCAAGCUAAAGAGCACUGAUGUCAGUCUUGAACUCCCCUCUGCUGAGCUAGACAUCAAGACUGGCCAGGAAGAUGUUAAAUUCCUGGAGGGUGAGCUGCCGGAGGGAGAGCUUGUUGGCCAGGCUACUGGAGCUGAGCUGAAAGGCCACCUGCCCAAGGUGCAGAUGCCCAGCCUCAAGAUGCCUCAAGUGGACCUCAAGGGACCCCAGGUAGACAUCAAGGCCAAAGUGGACAUGAAAGGCCCUAAGGGUGAUGUGAGCACAUCUGAGUUGGACAUGCCCAGCCUGGAGGUGGACUUCCAGGCUCCCGGAGCCAAGCUGGAGGGGGACCUGGCCCUGGCAGAAAAGGACCUGGCUGCCAAAGACAGCAAGUUCAAAAUGCCCAAGUUCAAGAUGCCCUCUUUUGGGGUAUCAGCCCCCGGCAAGGGCAUGGAGGCCUCAGUGGAGGUGUCGGCCCCCAAGAUCCAAGAGGAUGUGCCCCUGCCGUCCAUCCAAGCCGAGCUAAAGACCACUGACGUCAGCCUUGAGCUCCCCUCUGCUGAGCUAAAGAUCAAGACUGGCCAGGAAGAUGUUAAAUUCCUGGAGGGUGAGCUGCCCGAGGGAGAGCUUGUUGGCCAGGCUACUGGAGCUGAGCUGAAAGGCCACCUGCCCAAGGUGCAGAUGCCCAGCCUCAAGAUGCCUCAAGUGGACCUCAAGGGACCCCAGGUAGACAUCAAGGGCCCCAAAGUGGACAUGAAAGGACCCAAGGGCGAGGUGAGCACAUCUGAGUUGGACAUGCCCAGCCUGGAGGUGGACUUCCAGGCUCCCGGAGCCAAGCUGGAGGGGGACCUGGCCCUGGCAGAAAAGGACCUGGCUGCCAAAGACAGCAAGUUCAAAAUGCCCAAGUUCAAGAUGCCCUCCUUCAGGGUUUCUGCCCCUGGCAAGGGCACGGAGGCCUCAGUGGAGGUGUCGGCCCCCAAGAUCCAAGAGGAUGUGCCCCUGCCGUCCAUCCAAGCCGAGCUAAAGACCACUGACGUCAGCCUUGAACUCCCCUCUGCUGAGCUAAAGAUCAAGACUGGCCAGGAAGAUGUUAAAUUCCUGGAGGGUGAGCUGCCUGAGGGAGAGCUUGUUGGCCAGGCUACUGGAGCUGAGCUGAAAGGCCACCUGCCCAAGGUGCAGAUGCCCAGCCUCAAGAUGCCUCAAGUGGACCUCAAGGGACCCCAGGUAGACAUCAAGGGCCCCAAAGUGGACAUGAAAGGCCCCAAGGGCGAGGUGAGCACAUCUGAGUUGGACAUGCCCAGCCUGGAGGUGGACUUCCAGGCUCCCGGAGCCAAGCUGGAGGGGGACCUGGCCCUGGCAGAAAAGGACCUGGCUGCCAAAGACAGCAAGUUCAAAAUGCCCAAGUUCAAGAUGCCCUCCUUCGGGUUGUCAGCCCCUGGAAAGGGCACGGAAGCCUCGUUGAAGGUGUCGGACCCCAAGGUCCAGACAGAUGUGGCCCUGCCCCUCAUCCAGUGCGACCUCCAGACCACUGAUGUCACUGUUGAACAACCUCCUGCUGACCUGGAGUUCAAAGCUGGCCAGCUGGAUGUGAAACUUCCGGAACGCCAGCUGCCCGAGGGAGAGCCGGUUGGCCAGGCUACUGGCGUUGGCCUGAAAGGCCACCUGCCCAAGGUGCAGAUGCCCAGCCUCAAGAUUUCUAAAGUGGACCUCAAGGGACCCAAUGUAGACACCAAGGGCCCCAAGGUGGAUGUGAAAGGCCCCAAGGGUGAUGUGAGCACAUCUGAUUUGGACAUGCCCAGCCUGGAGGUGGACAUCAAGGCUCCAGGAGCCAAGCUGGAGAGGGACCUGGCACUGGCAGACAAGGACAUGACCUCCAGAGACAGCAAGUUCAAAAUGCCCAAGUUCAAGAUGCCCUCCUUUGGGGUAUCUGCCCCUGGCAAGGACACAGAGGCCUCACUAGAGGUGUCAGCCCCCAAAGUCCAGGCAGAUGUGGCCCUGCCCUCCAUCUUGGGCGACAUAGAGACCACUGACUUCAGUGUUGAGUUCCCUUCUGCCGACCUGGAGUUCAAGGCUUGCCAGCUGGAUGUGAGGAUCCAAGAGGGCCAAAAGCACAAGGGAGAACUGGAAGGCAAGGCUGCUGGAGCCAGCCACAAAGGCCACCUGCACAAAGUGCAGAUGCCAAGCAUGAAGAUGACCAAAGUGGACCUCAAGGGCCCCCAGAUGGAAGGGAAAGGCCCCAAGGGCGAGGUGAGCACUUCUGAGUUGGACAUGCCUAGCCUGGAGGUGGACAUCAAGGCUCCCGGAGCCAAGCUGGAGGGGGACCUGUCCCCGGCAGACAAGGACAUGGCCGCCAAAGACAGCAAGUUCAAAAUGCCCAAGUUCAAGAUGCCGUCCUUCGGGGUGUCCGCCCCCGGAAAGAGCAUGGAGGCCUCAGUGGAGGUGUCGGCCCCCAAGAUCCAAGAGGAUGUGCCCCUGCCCUCCAUCCAAGCCGAGCUAAAGACCACUGACGUCAGCCUUGAACUCCCCUCUGCUGAGCUAGACAUCAAGACUGGCCAGGAGGAUGUUAAAUUCCUGGAGGGCCAGCUGCUCGAGGGAGAGCUGGUUGGACAGGCUACUGGAUCUGGCCUGAAAGACCACCUGCCCAAAGUGCAGAUGACCAGCCCCAAGAUGCCUAAAGUGGGCCUCAAGGGACCCCAGGUAGACAUCAAAGGACCCAAGGUGGACAUCAAGGGAUCCAAGGUAGACAUGAAAGGCCCCACUGGUGAAGUGAGCACCCCUAAACUGGAGGUGGACAUCCAGGCGCCCAGAGCCAAGCUAGAAGGGGACCUGGCCCUGGCAGACAAGGACAUGGCCGCCAAAGACAGCAAGUUCAAAAUGCCCAAGUUCAAGAUGCCCUCUUUUGGGGUAUCAGCCCCCGGCAAGGGCAUGGAGGCCUCAGUGGAGGUGUCGGCCCCCAAGAUCCAAGAGGAUGUGCCCCUGCCGUCCAUCCAAGCCGAGCUAAAGACCACUGACGUCAGCCUUGAGCUCCCCUCUGCUGAGCUAAAGAUCAAGACUGGCCAGGAAGAUGUUAAAUUCCUGGAGGGUGAGCUGCCGGAGGGAGAGCUUGUUGGCCAGGCUACUGGAGCUGAGCUGAAAGGCCACCUGCCCAAGGUGCAGAUGCCCAGCCUCAAGAUGCCUCAAGUGGACCUCAGUGGACCCCAGGUAGACAUCAAGGGCCCCAAGGUGGACGUGAAAGGCCCCAAGGGUGAUGUGAGCACAUCUGAUUUGGACAUGCCCAGCCUGGAGGUGGACAUCAAGGCUCCAGGAGCCAAGCUGGAGAGGGACCUGGCACUGGCAGACAAGGACAUGACCUCCAGAGACAGCAAGUUCAAAAUGCCCAAGUUCAAGAUGCCCUCCUUUGGGGUAUCUGCCCCUGGCAAGGACACAGAGGCCUCACUAGAGGUGUCAGCCCCCAAAGUCCAGGCAGAUGUGGCCCUGCCCUCCAUCUUGGGCGACAUAGAGACCACUGACUUCAGUGUUGAGUUCCCUUCUGCCGACCUGGAGUUCAAGGCUUGCCAGCUGGAUGUGAGGAUCCAAGAGGGCCAAAAGCACAAGGGAGAACUGGAAGGCAAGGCUGCUGGAGCCAGCCACAAAGGCCACCUGCACAAAGUGCAGAUGCCAAGCAUGAAGAUGACCAAAGUGGACCUCAAGGGCCCCCAGAUGGAAGGGAAAGGCCCCAAGGGCGAGGUGAGCACUUCUGAGUUGGACAUGCCUAGCCUGGAGGUGGACAUCAAAGCUCCCGGAGCCAAGCUGGAGGGGGACCUGUCCCCGGCAGACAAGGACAUGGCCGCCAAAGACAGCAAGUUCAAAAUGCCCAAGUUCAAGAUGCCGUCCUUCGGGGUGUCCGCCCCCGGAAAGAGCAUGGAGGCCUCAGUGGAGGUGUCGGCCCCCAAGAUCCAAGAGGAUGUGCCCCUGCCGUCCAUCCAAGCCGAGCUAAAGACCACUGACGUCAGCCUUGAGCUCCCCUCUGUUGAGCUAAAGAUCAAGACUGGCCAGGAAGAUGUUAAAUUCCUGGAGGGUGAGCUGCCGGAGGGAGAGCUUGUUGGCCAGGCUACUGGAGCUGAGCUGAAAGGCCACCUGCCCAAGGUGCAGAUGCCCAGCCUCAAGAUGCCUCAAGUGGACCUCAAGGGACCCCAGGUAGACAUCAAGGGCCCCAAAGUGGACAUGAAAGGACCCAAGGGCGAGGUGAGCACAUCUGAGUUGGACAUGCCCAGCCUGGAGGUGGACUUCCAGGCUCCCGGAGCCAAGCUGGAGGGGGACCUGGCCCUGGCAGAAAAGGACCUGGCUGCCAAAGACAGCAAGUUCAAAAUGCCCAAGUUCAAGAUGCCCUCCUUCGGGGUGUCCGCCCCCGGCAAGGACAUGGAAGCCUCGCUGGAGGUGUCGGCCAUAAAGGUCCAGGCGGACGUGGCCCUGUCCUCCAUCCAGGGUGAUCUCAAGAUCACCGACACUAGUGUUGAACUCCCUUCCGCUGAGCUGGAGUUCAAGACUGGCCAGGAGGACGUGAAGCUCCUGCAGGGCCAGCUGCCCGAGGGAGAGCUUGUUGGCCAGGCUACUGGAGCUGAGCUGAAAGGCCACCUGCCCAAGGUGCAGAUGCCCAGCCUCAAGAUGCCUCAAGUGGACCUCAAGGGACCCCAGGUAGACAUCAAGGGCCCCAAAGUGGACAUGAAAGGCCCUAAGGGUGAUGUGAGCACAUCUGAGUUGGACAUGCCCAGCCUGGAGGUGGACUUCCAGGCUCCUGGAGCCAAGCUGGAGGGGGACCUGGCCCUGGCAGAAAAGGACCUGGCUGCCAAAGACAGCAAGUUCAAAAUGCCCAAGUUCAAGAUGCCCUCUUUUGGGGUAUCAGCCCCCGGCAAGGGCAUGGAGGCCUCAGUGGAGGUGUCGGCCCCCAAGAUCCAAGAGGAUGUGCCCCUGCCGUCCAUCCAAGCCGAGCUAAAGACCACUGACGUCAGCCUUGAACUCCCCUCUGCUGAGCUAGAGAUCAAGACUGGCCAGGAUGAUAUUAAAUUCCUGGAGGGUGAGCUGCUCGAGGGAGAGCUGGUUGGCCAGGCUACUGGAGCUGGCCUAAAAGACCUCCUGCCCAAGGUGCAGACGCCCAGCCUCAAGAUGCCUAAAGUGGACCUCAAGGGACCCCAGGUAGAUAUCAAAGGCCCAAAGGUGGACAUUAAGGGUUCCAAGGUAGACAUGAAAGGCCCCACUGGCGAUGUGAGCACCCCUGAACUGGAGGUGGAUGUCCAGGCUCCCGGAGCCAAGCUAGAGACGAACCAGGCACUGGCUGAAAAGGACGUGGCCGCCAAAGACAGCAAGUUCAAAAUGCCCAAGUUCAAGAUGCCCUCCUUCGGGGUGUCGGCCCCUGGCAAGGGCACGGAGGCCUCGCUGAAGGUGUCGGCCUCCAAGGUCCAGACAGACGUGGCCCUGCCCCUCAUCCAGGGUGACCUCCAGACUACUGAUGUCACCAUUGAACAACCUUCUGCUGACCUGGAGUUCAAAGCUGGCCAGCUGGAUGUGAAGCUUCUGGAGGGCCAGCUGCCCAAGUGUGAGCUGGUUGGCCAGGCUACUGGAGCCGGCCUGAAAGACCACCUGCCCAAGGUGCAGAUGCACAGGUUCGAGAUGCCUAAAGUGGACCUCGAGGGACCCAAGCUGGACGUGAAAGGCCCAAAGGGGGAUGUGAGCACAUCUGAGUUGGACGUGCCCAGUCUGGAGGUGGACAUCCAGGCUCCCACAGCCAAGCUAGAGAUGGACCAGGCAAUGGCAGACAAGGACAUGGCCGCCAAAGACAGCAAGUUCAAAAUGCUCAAGUUCAAGAUGCCAUCCUUUGGGGUGUCGGCCCCCGACAAGAGCAUGGAGGCCUUGCUGGAGGUGUCUACCCCCAAGGUCCAGGCAGAUGUGGCCCUGCCCUCCAUUCAGGGCAAGCUAAAGACUACUGACGUCAGCCUUGAACUCCCCUCUGCUGAGCUAGAGAUCAAGACUGGCCAGGAGGAUGUUAAACUCCCAGAGGGACAGCUGCCCGAGGGAGAGCUGGUUGGCCAGGCUACUGGAGCGGGCCAGAAAGGUCACCUGCCCAACGUGCAGAUGCCCGGCCUCAAGAUGUCUAAAGUGGACCUCAAGGGACCCCAGGUAGACAUCAAGGGCCCCAAGAUGGACAUGAAAUGCCCCAAGGGCGAUGUGAGUACAUUUGAUUUGAAAAUGCCCAGCUUGGAGGUGGACAUCCAAGCCCCCGGAGCCAAGCUGAAGGAGGACCUGGCUCCGGCUGAAAAGGACCUGGCCACCAAAGACAGCAAGUUCAAAAUGCCCAAGUUCAAGAUGCCCUCCUUUGGGGUGUCCGCCCCCGGCAAAGACACAGAGACCUCACUGGAGGUGUCUGCCCCGAAGGUCCAGGCUGACGUAGCCCUGUCCUCCAUCCAGGGUGAUCUCAAGACCACUGACGUGAGCAUGGCGCUCCCUUCUGCUGAAUUAGAGUUUAAAGCUGGCUAUGUGGACGUGAAGCUCCCAGAGGGCCAGCUGCCUGAGGGAGAGCUGACUGGCCAGGCUGCUGGAGCUGGCCUGAAAGACCUCCUGCCCAAGUUGCAGAUACCCAGCCUCAAGAUGCCCAAAGUGGACAUCAAGGGUCCCCAGGUGGACCUCAAGGGUCCUCAGGUGGACAUCAAGGGAUCCAAGGUAGACAUGAAAGGCCCCACUGGCAAGGUAAGCACCCCUGAACUAGAUGUGGACAUCCAGGCUCCCAGAGCCAAGCUAGAGAUGGACCAGGCAGUGGCUGAAAAGGACCUGGCCGCCAAAGACAGCAAGUUCAAAAGGCCCAAGUUCAAGAUGCCCUCCUUCGGGGUGUCCACCCCUGGCAAGGGCAUGGAGGCCUCUCUGGCCUCCAAAGUCCAGACAGACGUGGCCCUGAACCUCAUCCAGGGUGACCUCCAGACUACUGAUGUCACCGUUGAACAACCUUCUGCUGACCUGGAGUUCAAAGCUGGCCAGCUGGAUGUGAAGCUCCUGGAGGGUCAGCUGCCCGAGGGAGAGCUGGUUGGCCAGGCUACUGGAGCCGGCCUGAAAGGCCACCCGCCCAAGGUACAGAUACCCACCCUCAAGAUCCCCAAAGUGGACCUCAAGGGACCCCAGGUGGACAUCAAGGACUCCAGGGUGGAUGUGAAAGGCCCCAAGGGUGAGGUGAGUGCCCCUCAGGUGGUGAUGCCCAGCCUUGAGAUGGAUAUCCAGGCUCCCGGAGCCAAGCUGGAUGGGGACCUGGGCCCAGCAGACAAGGACGUGGUCUUCAAAGACAGCAAGUUCAAAAUGCCCAAGUUCAAGAUGCCCUCCUUCGGCUUGUCUACCUCUGGAAAGUCUUCGGAGCCUUGUGUUCUUUCUGGUUAUAAAGUUACUUCUGUUCCAUCUUUCCCCCCAUCUUCUCUUGACUCCCCUCUGUCCUCUGAAUGUUUUGCAGAACCUCAUUGCCUUUCUGAUGCUUCUUCUGCAGUCUUUGAUAGUUCUGUCCAUGUGUGCACUUCAGACAUAUUACCAGCCUCGUCUCGUGAUAGUCAGUCUAGUCCCAUUCAUCCUGUGCCUCCUUCAUUUCAUUUUCGUGUUACAUUUCCUAAAUUUCAUAAACCAAAAUUUGCUUUUGAAGCCCCAAGUACAUCAGUUUCAAAUUUAGACUCAGGUAUUGCAGAUCAUGAUGUCGUUCUGUCUCCUGUUAGCCCUGGGCAGGUGCAGGACUCCUCAGGUGAGAGAAUCAAGGUUCCCCUACUGUCAUGUUCUCAGGACAUGUCCACUGAUGUCCCUGUUUACCAGUCAAUGGAGGAGCACUCUAGCCAGUCAGGAGCUGGAGCCACUGCUGCACUUCCUGACCAGGAUGGGAAGGGGAGUCCCUUCAAGUUGUCCCACUUCCAACUUCCAUCAUUCAGCCUAUCUCCAAAGAAGGAGGUAGAACUGACAGUGGUUCCUGAGUACCACCUGGAAGAUCCCACACUUAGCGUGGUUUUGUCUAGUGAUCAAAUGGACUCCCAGACUACUGGUCACGUUUCCCAAAUGGAAGCACACCCAGAUCUACUUACAGACAAGGAAGGAGAGAAGGGAAAAAGCAAGAAGCCUGGGUUCACCAUGCCAAGGCUAGCCCUUCCUAAGCUGAAGCCUUCUAAGGGGUGGACCAUCCUGCCUCAGGGAGAUGUGGAGACACUUCAUCCGGUUGGAGGUGACUCUGAAGCCUCAGAAAGUGAAAGCAGCGGUGGUGUUGGUGAGGGCACUGGCACAAAGGAGGGCCCCUUGGAAGGAGAGCAUAUAAACCUCCAGCUACCGCAGGUCUGCAUUCCCAGUUUGGACUUUGCCAAACCUGGUCUCACAGCCUCUAUGGCCAAGGUGGAGGUGAGCCAAUGUAAAGCUGACCUGCCUCUUCCCAAACAUGACUCGGCUGUCACAGGUGGCAGCAAAGGAGUUGGGCUUGAGGGCGACUCGGCAAGCCAGUCCUGUGGGGAGGGGACAGCCCCUACAACAGAUGAUCCUCUGCAGCCAUCCUGUAGACAACCAGAUGAUGUCCCCACCAUGGAAAGGCCAGAGGAAGAUGCCACAGUGGGAGAUAUGCCGGCAGACUCACACGGGCGCUGGUUCAAAAUGCCCAAGUUCUACUUGCCUGGCUUCAGGAGGUCCUCAUCCAAGGAUCAAGAUGGAGCUAGGGAUCAGGAAGCAACUCAGAUGCACAUGUCGGCUGCCACUGCACCAGCAAAGACAGACGCAACAGCCAGAGAGCAGGUGUCCCAUAUUCCUGGGUCACAAGUGGAGGCAGGGGCAGAUGUGACAGCCUCUGAAAGCACAAUGUACACAGAUGUAUUAAGGCACGAUCCCCACAGCACAGAUCUGAAACUGCACCUCCCCACUGCUAGGAUGUCACAGAUGGAUCUGCCCACCUCUGAGAUCAGGAUCCAGCCAGCUGAGGGCUCCCUCUCCAUUCAGAUGCCUGGUGUGAGAUGGUCAGAACCCCAGGUCCCUCCAGAAGGAGUGGGUAAGUGGCUUCAGCCUGAAACAGAAGGACACGACCUUGCCAAGGUAGAGAAGAGAACAGAGACAUGGUCUUCCCAACCUGAAGGGCCUCUGAAACUGAAGGCUUCCAGUGCUGAUGUGCCAUCCCAAAUCUCCAUAGUGAACACGGGGCAGCUCUGGGAAGAUUCUGUGCUAACGGUCACGUUCCCCAAAUUAAACGUACCCAGGUUCUCCUUUCCUGCCCCCAGCUCUGAGGAUGACAUAUUCUUCCCUGUCGUAAGGAAAGUGCAGGAUGCAGAGGCCAGUGUUCACACUGCUCUUUGUCAGGAUGGCCCUGGGCUCUGGGGAGCCAGCCUCCUGAAGACAGGUGCUGAGGACACCAGAGAGCAGCCUGCAAGCCCUGACCUUCCUCUGGAGGCUUCCCCAGUUUCUAAAGUCAGAGUGCAUAUUCAGGGAGCUCAGGGUAAAAGUCAAGAGGUCAUCAUCCGCAGCAGGGUGACACAAGAGUAUGCUGAUCUCGCUGUGCCUGAGGCCUUUUCCACUCAGAUUGUGCGGGAAUCAGAGAUCCCCGUGUCAACGAUUCAGACUCCUUCUUACGGGUUUUCCUUGCUGAAGGUGAAAGUCCCAGAGCCCUCCAUGCCAGCUAGCGUGUGCACAGUGGCUCUAGACUCUGGGGCUUUGGAGGGCUUGGGUGAAGCUCCCACACCAACCAUCCCAGGAGCAGACCUUCUUCCUGGAGAUCUCCAGUCUGAAGCUACAGAGCCCUUUGAGAUGAUCUCUGCCAGUGUCAACCUGCCAGGGCUGCAAACAUUCACGUCUGAGGUUCGUUCUGGCCCCCAGCUUGCAGACAGUGGCUCAGAUGAGGAGCCAGCGGAAAUCCUUGAGUUUCCUGAUGAUAGCCAGGAGGUAAAGACCUCGCUGUCAGAUGAAGACAGGGCUCCAAAAGAGAAGCCAGAAAGUAAGAAGUCUUCUGGUUUAUUGUGGUCUUGGCUUCCAAGCAUUGGGUUCUCCUCUGUUGAUGAGACCAGCUCAGAUUCCAGAGACGAUGCCAGAAGAUCUGCUCCCAUCCAAACACAGCCUAUGGCCCAGCCAGACACAGAGCAGCCCAAGAAACAGGAGAGGGCUGGCUGGUUCCGGUUUCCAAAGUUAGGGUUCUCAUCACCUACCAAGAAGAGCAAAAGCAGCGAAGAUGAGGCAGACUUAGCAGAGCAAAGGCUCCAGGAGGAAGUGGUCACCUUUUUUGAUGCCCGAGAGAGCCUCUCUCCUGAAGAAGAUGAGGACUGUGAACGGGCAGCAGGGGCUGCGGGCAGCAGGCAGGAAUCCAGAGUGAUGGUGACAUCCCCAGCAAGAACGGAGCUUGUACUGCAAGAGCAGGGCAAAAAUGCUGGUGAUGACUCUGCACCCAAGCCCAUGGCCAAAUGAAUGCCAGAGAAUUGGUAGAGGAGAAUUGGAGGACAGGGGCCAGACACCUGUGUGGAGCACCCCACCCUGGCUAGUGCAUGACGUCCCCCUUGCCUUGAUCUACAAAACUGAGAAUGAAGAAGAAAUGAACAAGAAUGUUGUGUCACAUUACACAGCUCUCCUAAAAUGCAAACAAAAAUGUGCCAGCUCCCUCUAAGCUUUGGAAGCAAAGGAUGCAGAAUCCACUCAGCGUCACCGGCUCUUGGAGCUGCUGCUGGAAUAGCCCCAAGAGGCCUGACUAAUGCCUGGAGGCCAGGGUCUGAUGGCUGCGGCUAUAGAGCAGUUUCUGGUGGAACCUCUACCCUACUGUUCCUCUUUCCCGGUGAACGCAGUUUUCCUCUUUCAAACAGAGUAUAGUGUGUUCUGGGAAACCUGUUCCCCACUCACUCGCAAAGCUUUCUCCUUUGUUGACUGUCUCGCUAAUUAAUGGCAAGCUUUGGGAUGCUGUGUGUAAUGGUGGACAUGGCCAGUGGCUGACUCUGGUUGUGCCAAGUGGCAACUGUAGGCAGGGUGAGCUAGCAGAGGUCAAGACACCUGGGAGUUUUCUGAGACCCUGAUGCCAUGCCACUUGUCUGGCAGUGUCCAGCAUUUUCUCCAGUGUGCACAGUCCUGUGCUGUGGCCCCUGAGCCCAUCAAUGUAUACACCACAGCCAUGUAGCAGAUGGACCUGCUUAGCUGGCCUCUAAUGGGCAAUAAAGGAAGUGAUGCACUCCAUGGUCCAGGCUACUGUGUUCUUUUGUUCUAGAGUCUCCACUCCUCAAUGCAUUUGUUUUCCUCCCAUGCACCCCAGUUCUCAUCUCUACCACA